Messenger RNA from Penicillium taxi, 1335 nucleotides. RefSeq names its product TATA-binding protein-associated factor TAF6. The record is from RefSeq and is a predicted model, not a curated record. Gene Ontology annotation, biological process: transcription initiation at RNA polymerase II promoter; RNA polymerase II preinitiation complex assembly. The coding region runs from base 1 to 1335 and encodes 444 amino acids. Gene Ontology annotation, cellular component: SLIK (SAGA-like) complex; transcription factor TFIID complex; SAGA complex. Gene Ontology annotation, molecular function: protein heterodimerization activity; transcription coactivator activity; RNA polymerase II general transcription initiation factor activity. The transcript has 3 exons. Lineage: Eukaryota; Fungi; Ascomycota; Eurotiomycetes; Eurotiales; Aspergillaceae.
AUGUCUGUCUGGAAUCCAGACAACAUCAGGGAUGUCGCUGAGUCCCUUGGCAUCACCAACCUCAGCCAUGAUGUGAUUGAGAACCUUUGCCGCGAUGUUGAAUACCGGGUUGCGCAGGUGUUAGAAGAGGGGCUCAAAGAACUGCGCAAGGCCAAACGCACCAUGCUCACGACCCAGGACAUUUCUAUUGCUUUGCGCCAUCUCGAUGUUGAGCCUCUCUAUGGCUACGAAUCUCUUCGCCCAUUGCGGUUUGGCGAGGCAUCGCUGGGACCGGGCCAGCCACUAUUCUAUGUGGAAGACGAAGAGGUUGACUUUGAGAAGCUGAUUAACGCUCCUUUGCCAAAGGUCCCCAGAGAGGUCUCCUUUACAGGCCAUUGGUUAGCUGUCGAAGGCGUACAGCCAUCAAUUCCGCAGAAUCCGACUUCUGCAGAUUCCCGCAACCUUGAGCUGGUCUCAAAGGGUCCAAAUGUCAACUCUACUCUGGCAGCAAUGAGUGGUACCGGUGACGUGGCUGUGAAACCGCUGGUCAAGCAUGUACUUUCCAAGGAGUUGCAACUGUACUUCGAAAAAGUUUGCAGCGCCUUCUUGGAUGAGACCAGUGAGGAAUACCGGAUCUCCGGAUAUUCCAGUCUGCGAGAGGACCAUGGUCUUCAUCAGCUGGUUCCCUACUUCGUGCAAUUCAUCGCAGAGAAAGUCACUCACAACUUGAAAGACAUUUUUGUGCUAACCCAGGUGAUGCACAUGGCCGAGGCCCUGGUGCAGAAUCAGUCUCUUUACGUUGAUCCCUACAUCGCUUCUCUCGUUCCCGCUAUCCUGACUUGCUUAGUUGGCCGACAGCUUGGUGCUACUGCUGACCAAGUCGAACAAUUUACCCUACGUGAUCUGGCAGCAUCACUUCUUGGUUUCAUUUCGAAGAAAUACUCACACGCAUCGCAUACUUUGCGACCCCGACUUGUUCGGUCCUGCCUCAAGAGCUUCCUUGACCCCUCGAAGCCUUUUAGUGCCCACUACGGAGCGAUCAUUGGCAUCCAGGCCAUCGGUGGUUCUGAGGUAGUGCGUGUGCUCGUCAUUCCUAAUCUCAGCGACUACUCCAAACUCCUCAGUGAAGGCAUCGAAGACUCGGCUCGUCGUCCGGCUGCUGAGCGUGUGCUGAAUGCGUUGAUUGCCGUUCUGGCUAGUCUACGUGAUAGCAAAGUCUCGCUAGCCAAUGGCUAUCCUUCUGUCGUCACUGAAGCUCUGCGCUCCCGACUGGCAGAGAAGGUUGGAGAUUUCAUUGCUGGUCGGAUUGCUGAAGCAAACGAGGUGCAACUAGCACACUUGUUGGUUGACUCUUGA